Molecule: messenger RNA, 6326 nt
Organism: Zerene cesonia (dogface butterfly)
Lineage: Eukaryota; Metazoa; Arthropoda; Insecta; Lepidoptera; Pieridae
Product: citron Rho-interacting kinase-like
Exons: 30
Coding region: 131-5788 (1885 amino acids)
Biological process (GO): peptidyl-threonine phosphorylation; actomyosin structure organization
Cellular component (GO): cytoplasm; cytoskeleton
Molecular function (GO): protein serine/threonine kinase activity; ATP binding
Source: RefSeq, a predicted model, not a curated record
ACAGUUCGGUUUUCAAAUUAACGGCUAUGAAUAAAGGCUGGUGCGGAGUAUUCGUUAUAUUUAAUGAAAUUAAAUAAAGAGAAGAUAAAAUAAUGCUGCAUUCUAAUUAAAUUGUAACAACAGAAAUAUAAUGGAGCCCUCAAAAGAUGCAAUUGCCGUGCGCAUCACGCGUUUAAAUCGGUUAAUAACUGGUAAAGUGACCAACGGAACUAAUAAAAUAAGCAAGAAAAUAGAUCGGGAAACUUUGUUGGAUGCAUUAACUGUACUAUAUGAGGAAUGCAAUGAAGAUCCUAUCAAGAAAGCUGAUGAGCUCGUUCGUAUGUUUGUGGAUAAAUAUCGCAGUGCCCUGGCAGAACUACGUAGCGUUCGUAUUAGUAUUUCUGAUUUCGAGAUACUACAAACUAUUGGCCGAGGACAAUUCGGAGAAGUACAUAUGGUACGUGAAAAACAAACUGGAGAUGUCUAUGCCUUGAAAAGUGUUCGUAAAGAACAAGCUCGCAAAAGGGUUUCAGGAGCUGCAGAUGAGAGAGACAUUCUAGCAACUGCAUCAGGACAGUGGAUUCCUAAAUUGCAAUAUGCAUUUCAGGAUAAUAGUAAUUUAUACUUGGUCAUGGAAUUGUGUAAUGGGGGUGACUUAGCAAGUUUUCUGUCCCGAUGUAGUCACCCACUUUCAGAGAGAGAUGCAGCAUUCUAUGUUGCUGAAGUUGCACACGCCUUAAAGGCACUGCAUGGGAUGGGAUUUGUCCACAGAGAUGUUAAACCGGCAAAUUUACUCAUAGACAGAUGUGGCCAUAUAAAAUUAGGAGACUUUGGGUCUUGUGCUCGCCUCUCCGAAGGUGGUUGUGUGUCUGGAGUCACAGCGGACUAUGUAGCGCCCGAGCUGUUGGCAGCGGCCGACUGUGCAUCACACACUCACACUGUGUGUAUGCAGUACUGCCACAUUACUACUGCGCUUUCAGCAUGUGAUUAUUGGUCUCUGGGGGUCAUAGCAUUUGAAUUAGUUACACUCAAACGUCCGUUUUCGUCGAGCGACGAUGAUUCCGUCGCGCAAGUGCUUAGUAAUAUACAAACAUAUGAACGAGAUCCAUCAUCAGAGCCACCAUUCGAACCUCUUCCAAACAACCCGUCCAGUACAUGGCGCGGUUUGGUCUGUGGACUGUUGCGGGUGCAACCGGCGAGGAGAUACAACUACCUUGACACGCUACGGCACCCGGCUUUGGCGCAUAUUGCCUUGCAUGCUGCUGCUAUACGGGAUCAGCCCCCCCCGUGGGUACCGAGCGUGCGCGGGCCGGAGGACGCGCGGUACCUGUCGUCGGCCGCGCGCGUCGCCGCGCCCGCUUGCGCCGCGCCCUUCCGCACGCGCCCGCCCUUCGCCGGACAGCUGCCAUUUGUUGGUUAUUCAUAUGUGGCACCAGAGGAGAGUGAGGAAACAAUUAGUAGUUUCACUUCUUCCCAUGACUGUACCGCGAUUGAUUUGGCUACGUUUAAAUCGGCGGAGAAGCUAGCAAGCAUCCGCGCUAAGGAGAUAGCGUCGCUGCAGAGCCGGCUGGCGGCGGCGGAGUGCGAGGCGAGCGCGGCGGCCGAGCGCGCGCGCCGCGACGCGGAGGACGGCGCCGAGCGGCUGCGCGCGCGCCUGCAGGCCGACAUCACCGCGCUCGCUUUGCAGAACAGACGACUGGAGCGUCAAUUAGAAGUAGAAAAGGAGGAGCGAAUGGCACUGGAAAGGAGUAACCAAGAGCUGAGCUCCGGUAUCAAAGAACGCAGCAAUGCUGAGAUCCGCGCUGUGAAGGCGCAAGCGUCAGAACUUCAGACUGAGAGGGAUCUAUUAAAAGAAGACAUGGCUCGAUUGGAAACGAGGGUGCGGGAACUACAAGUGGAAUGCACCAAUGCUUUAGCGGCUGCGGAAACUGCGCGAUCGCAGCAUAAACAUUAUAAGGACACGUUAGCCAAAGAGCGUGCCCUGCGGCGCCAGACGCUGAGCGGCAGCGAGUCGGACGCGGCGCGCGCGGCCGCGGCGGAGGCGAGCGCGGCGCGGGAGCUGCGCGCGCGCACCGCCGCCGAGGGGCGCCUCGCCGCCGCCGCCGGGGACGCCCACGCGCUGCGGGCGGACCUGGAGCGCGUCCGGGAUAGCCUGGCGGCUGUGCAGGACUCCGCUCGCGAGAAGGAUCGUUUGAUUGCAUCAUCUAAUCAGCAGCUGCAUGAUGCACAAACGCAGCUCGCACAGGAAAAGAUGAGGAAUUCUUCACUACAAGCACAGUUACAGGAAUUGGAGCGCGGUAUAACAGCGGCGGCGCAGCGGGAGGCAGCGCUUGAAGAACAAAGCAGCCGCACCGAAGUGAGGCUGCAGCAGCGGCUUGAAGCGGCUGAAGCGAGGGCUGCGAGCGCGCUGCAGGAUGACGCUAGGCACAAGGAGAAGGUAACCACGCUAGAACAAUUGGUGCGUCAAUUGGAGCGCGAAGUGAGUGCCAUGGAGAAUCGUGCAUGUGUCAGAUGCAUAGCAAACGACGCAGCCAAUGCUAACGCCAACAAAAUCAACAGCAACGACACCAGCAGCAACAAUAUCAACAGCAGCAAUAUCAACAGCAACAACAAAACGAACGGCAACAAUAAUAACGCUGCAACAAACACGUCAGAUACCGAUAUUAGGUUGGAUUCAAGGAGCGAUACGGAGAGUGUUGCGGAUGGACACGUCAAUGUGCAAGUUACUUUGUUGAAGGAGCAAUUGGAACGGGCUGAAGCUCAGCUACAGGCGCGUGCUGAUGAAAUAGCUGCUCUACGACAGGAAGCAAGAACCGCCAAUCUCGCUCGGUGGCGAAAAGAAAAAGAAUAUAGUGACCUGUCAUUAGAUGCCAAAGUCACAGCGCGAGAUUUAAAGCGUGCUGAGGAGAGAAAAGCGACUUUAUCAGAAGGUCGUAAGGUCGCCGAAGAAAAGGCGUCCAAACUUGAGAAAGAAAUAGCAACAUUGAAGCCACAGUACGAGCAAACGAAAAAGGAAAUGGAGAGGUACCAGGAGCAAUUGAAUAAAUUGCAGAAAACCUAUGAUGUGCUGCAAGCUGAAGUGGACAGGUCGCGCAACGACAUCCGCAAGCUCCGCAGCGAGGUGCAGUACAGCGAGAAGCGGCGGCUGCACGCCGAGACGCAGGAGGAGCUGUCGGCGCGCGAGCGCGCGCAGCUGCGCGACGAGCUGGCGCCGCUGCGCGCGCAGAACGACGACCUGCUCAUGAAUAACAAAGCCUUGCAAGAAGCCUGCAGCUUAUUGGAGGAACAGCUAACUGAUCUGGAAAAACUUGCAGACAUCCAUGAAAUGAAAAACAAAGAACUUGAGGGCGAGGUGCAGCGCAUGCGCAGCGAGGUGGAGGCGUGCCGCGGGCGCGCGGCGGAGGCGGAGCGGCUGAGCGCCGAGCGCGCGCUCGCCGCCGCGCACGCCGCGCAGCGCGAGGACGACGCGCGGGAGCGGCUCGCGCACGCGCUCUCGCAGCUCGACUGCUUGAAGGAGCGUUUGGAGAGUCGCGAGGCGCUGGUGUCGGAGCUGGAGGGGCGCGUGGCGCACCUGGAGAGCGAGACGGCGGCGCAAAGCGCGGCGCUGGCCUCGGCCGCGCGGCGCCUGCGCGACCUGCAGGAGGAGAGCGCCGCGCUGCGCACGCGCGCGCUGCACGACCACGCGCUCGCGCUGCGCCUGCAGGCCAGCCUCGCCGACCAGCAGGAAGAGGCGAGUGCGUCCCGCGAGGCGCACGAGGCGGCGGCGGCGUGGUGGCGCACCAGGGAAACCAAAGCCGAUGCUACCAUUCGGCAACAGGCCAAACUCAUCGACUUUCUACAGGCGAAAGUGGAAGAGGCUGGUAGAAAGAAAUGUUCGUUAAGCAACAAGUUAUUUGGAAGGUCGGGUCGGCGGACAGCAGCAUCGCCGCCGCUAUUACGAGUUAACAGAGAACUACGAGAAGAAGUGGAAAGAUUGCGUGCUAAAUUGUCUGCUGCUAAUUUAUCUAAUCCUAAUAUUCCACCGACACCAAAGCGAGAAAGGUCUGGAAGCAAAUUGAAGAAACUCUCCAACGGUCCCUUAAACUUCGAUUUAAGUGAUAAUGUGCCAGAGAAGGAUUCUUUAUUAGUUAUAUGGGGUGACGGGACACGAGAGCGUAUGAUAGCUGCGUACAGCGACGGCGCGCUGGUGCUGAGCAACGAGCAGCGCGAGCUGCGCGCGCAGCUGCACGAACAGGACGCCGCCGACUUGCCGCACAAUGAGGCCAACCGGGCCUUCACGGUGAAACUGGAACAAUCGGCUGUCGGCAACCAAACCGCGACCGUGGUGUGCUCGAGCAUCCCCGAGCGCAGCGAGUGGCUCUCGCGCCUCGCGCCGCGCGCGCGCCCGCCCCCGCCGGGCUACGCGCCCGCCGCGCUGCUGUGCCGGGACAAGCCCGCCCACGCGGCUCUCUAUGUCGCGCCGAAUGCUGUCGCUAUUGGUUACCCCGACGGGCUGUACUCUCUGCGCGGCUCGGUGGCCAUAGAGUGGGAGGGGAGUCCCUCCCCCGGGGGGGCGCCGGUCGCGCUGCUGGCGGGCUGCGGCGGGCGCGCGCUGCUGGCGGCGGGCGGGCGGCUCGCGCACGCGGGCCUGCUGGCGCUCGGCUCGGCGCUGCGCAGGGCCAGCAGCCUCAAGCCGGCCUUGCCUGUGCGCACGCUGCGCUUCAAUGAUGCCACUCCACCGCAUUUGAUCAAGGCAAUUUCAAGCGAUGCCAAUAGCACUCACGGUAUCUGCGUGGCCAUAGCGUGCGGCCGCAAAGUGUACCUAUUGAAGUUUGAUGCGGCUGAUGCUGAAUUCAAAACCGUUCGCUCCUUGACCGUCGACCGACCCCCCACCUCCCUCCUCCUUACGUCCAAAGCCGUUUACAUCGCAGGCGAGAAACCUCUCAAAGUCAAUUUACCCUCGGGAGCGCUAGAAACAUACGCUAUGGAGGAGCCAGUCGUAGCCGCAGCGGCUAAAAAGCAUUCACCCCCUAAAGCAAUCAUUCUUAUAAAAGAAAAACCUCUCGAGAUACUCCUGUGUUACGCUGAAUGUGGUGUCUUUAUUGACGAAAAUGGCAAACGGUCCAGAAACGAAGAUCCAAAAUGGAGUGCAGCCGUGCACAGCUGGGAAUAUAUCAGCCCCUUCCUGUACGCGGUCGGCGAAGAUAGAGUUACCAUUAUUUAUCUCAGCGACGAUGCGUACCGAGCCCCGCCCUGUACGUGCGACACGACGUCUCUCGCAUCGACAAACUCUGAAUGUUAUUCUGCACCAGAAAUAUUCAAUUAUAAAGUUAAUGAACCAUCACUUUUAGGCAAAGCCCCGGGUGGAAUUAUAAUCCGGUCAAAAACAGACUCCGGAUAUGAAGUUUCUAUCGUGGAAGGCAUGGCGGCGUUUAGAAGUAUCGGGGCGUCUUUAGAAUCUUUAGCAAGCUUUUCUAAAGGGUCGUCGUCGGAUCUCACCCAGUCACUCACAGAUCUGUCCCCUCAAGACGAGUCUCACGAAAGCGUAGAAGUUACCACGGGGUUUCUAGCCGACAUCAGGAAUAGAGCGAAACAAUUGCGCAAUAAGCAGCGGAAAGAAAUGCAAACUAUACAAUCUUCCGAUGACAUAAUUAAGGAGAUUUUGACGACGGAAGUUGGUCUGAGACGGCCGUCGACCGGCAGGCGCUCUCCAGUUAUAUCAGAGUUUGAUUCAGAUUCAGAAACUGAGAGUGAAGAAGGUACCGGAUCCACCAAAAAUACACAAGACGUAUGCGCAGAGAUAUUUACUAGACAGGUUCGGUUUCAAUAAUUAGUUGUUUUUAUUUUAUAUUUUUAAAUAAUUUUCCAGUUACGGUAACACCAAAUAUAAGGGAUUAUUCGAAGACGUCAAACUAUCAAUAAUUCAAAAUUGCAUAGAUUGAUGCUAAAGGAAAAACCUACUGAAUGUAUGUAUUUCGAUACCUCCUACGUUUUUAGUCAUUAAUAAUAAUGUUACAAUUACGAUAUUUAUUUAGCUUUAACAAGUAGACAUAUGCUGUAAUAUUAAUUAUUACAAUUUUACAAUUAUGUAUGUACUUAAUAAUAAUUAUAAUAAUUUUAUAACACGUCUCGAUUUUAUGUUUUGGAAGAACUUUGUUCAUAAGUUUUAUUUUAGUUUUGACUAAAUUUUAAUUUAUUGGUUUUUAAUACUUGCCUUUCGAAAUUCUCGAAAAUAUUAAAUUUUUGAACUAUUGUAUUAUUGAGUACUGUGAUUUGAUAAAUUGGUUAUCUAUAGUGCUUAGAUAAGUUUUAGUUGAUUCGUGAAUACGCAAGUGUCGUCUAGUAUUUGUAUUAUUAUUGUAACAAUA